Messenger RNA from Scylla paramamosain (green mud crab), 2665 nucleotides. RefSeq names its product mucin-5AC-like. The coding region runs from base 636 to 2153 and encodes 505 amino acids. Lineage: Eukaryota; Metazoa; Arthropoda; Malacostraca; Decapoda; Portunidae. The transcript has 11 exons. The record is from RefSeq and is a predicted model, not a curated record.
UUUUUCUCCAUCAUUAAACAGUCCAGCAGGGUUCAAAAGGUCUGCUGUUGUUUGUUAUUCUUUGUGUUUCUUUUAUAUUGCAUUCCUUCAUCUCCUCUCCUCCUCCUCCUCUUCCCCCUCCUCCUUCUCCUCAAUACCAAAACAUCUCUGUACCGUCCCCCAGCAUCAUUCUGCCGCCAGGUGUCGCAGGGUACGCAUCCUUGUCACUUCCCCUUGCUCUCUGUCACCGCACUGAAAAACAUGAAAACCCUCGUCAUCCUGGUCCUGUUGGUGGUGCACGUCACAGCAACACCUCCUGGAGAAGCAGGUGUCGAGAAACAAGAGAUAAACAUCGCUUCUGCGUCGAGACAUCCUCCUUUUUACGACUAUUAUAAAGUGAGGAGCGGCAUGAUGGACGUGGCGCCUCCUCCUAUCCACGGGGAUUAUGGGAGCAUCAGCAAAGGUGGUGUGGUAUUUGAGGCAGCUUCUGGAUACGAGGGGUAAACAAAAAGGAUGCAGAGGGACAUGAGGACAAUAGAUAACAAUGCCUCGAUGAUGUCGAGAGAGAAAUUAAGCACAGUGUGUGUGCCGCUGCCCGGGGCCUGACAGCCUCAUGCCCGCAGUCCCCCGCCCCGCCCCUCGCAGCACAGUGAUACAUGGUGAUUCCCAGGCAGAGGUGCCAGUGGUCCCGCGCCUACAGUCUGGCAACCGCACUGCAAAGUGGAGUUGCCAUGAACUUCCCUGAGGUGCGGGCCAUGGGAGGCAGCAUGGGGGGCAUGGGGAUGAGUGGCUCGGGACUCCCCACCCACACCCCGACACCCACAGCCUCAGCCACAGAUACAAGCCUCCCCGCAGUGUCCCCACCCAUUGCAUCCCCCCCAGAGGCCACCCCGUACAUGGGUUUCCAGGCCACCUCUGCCCUGUCCUCCCCCCCAGCAGUGUCACACCCCAGUCUGGCCAGUAUGUGGGGGAUUGGCGGCUUCACCACGCCCCCCCUGCCCCCACCGCCUCCCGUCGUCUGCCCCAAUACCAUCGCCUCCACUUUGGGUAUUCCUCAAAUGCCCAACGUCACCUAUUUCAACUCCAGGGCACCCAUGGGCUUCCACUCCAGGAUGGCUGGAGGCCCUAAUGGCAUCCCUUAUGCAUUUAAGCGCAAACCGGAGGAGGAGCCUGAGGAGAUUAGCAAGCCCAUGGCCAAACAGCACAUCAGUGAGGAGAGGAUGACAGCUCACCUCAACUCCCUGCACCUCUCGGACAGCUACUGCAACCACCGCCUUGGCAAGGGAAAGCCAUACAGGAACAGAACAUCAAGCAAGGAUCUGGAUGAUGACGAUGAUGAAGAAGACGAAGGGAUGGGAGGUGAUGGGACGAUGGACUCAGACUUGCAGGGAGCACGCCUCAUUAUUGCUGAUGAGGUGAAGAAAAUCAUACCUGGAGAGGCCAAGCUGCCGGAAUCUAUACUCAAGAAGUUGACAAAGCCUAGCAUGGAGGUGGUGUUGUGGCAGCCUCCCCCCACCAUCCUGGGCACCAUUAUCACCCCAAACAUUGAUGCAAAGAUCAAGGCGUCGGAGGAUGCUGCUGAGAAUGCUGAUCCAUCACCCGCCACCUCCACGCCUUCCUCUAGCUCCACCACAUCCACCUCUCCCUCCACCCCUUCCUCCUCAUCCUCAUCUUUAGCCUCCACCACAUGUACAUCCUCCUCUUCCUCUGCAUCUUCCUCCUCCUCCUCCAGCAGCUCACCUGACUCUGGGAUAUCCAUUUCCUCACCCCCUCCUGCUCUCUCCUUCCUGGGACGUAAUUCUGUCACCUCCCUUACUCCCUCCACCUCUGCUGCUGGCGGAGCAACCUCAGAGCUUGGACUGGAUCUCCUCUCCCUGCCCUCCACCUCCUCAGGCUCCAGAGGCAGUGGUUUUCCUCCUCCCCCACUGAGAAGGCCUGCCAGCCCCCUCCCGGAUCCCAUGGUGGAGGAUGAUUUCUCCGAGAGGAUGGAGUUCAAUAAUAAUAAUGGGAAUGCACCAAACUUCAUGUGGCUUGAGGAGAACAACAACACAGCUCUCAUUGACCUUAACGCUGUGGAACCUCAGCGAGCUGCUGCUGCCGCUGCAGUUGCCCCCCAGCCGCCACUCCCUGAGGACCUGCCUGAUUUCCCUGAUUAUGAUGAUAUGGAUCUAUAACACUGCCGCCACCACUGCUGCCGACUCUGCCUCCUGCCUGCAUCUCUUUUUAGUGGCAGAUGAGUGAGAGCAUGAGAAACACACACACACACACACACACACACACACACACACACACACACACACACACAUUUGGGAAAGUAUUAUUUGAAGAUGGUUUUUAUUAUCUGUGUUUUCAUUACUUUUGCCAUUGCAUUCAGCUCCUCCUUGCAGCAUUGAGUGUAUCACAAGUCAUGUGCGUCACCCUCUGCAGGAUUACCCCAAACACAUUCCCUCAAUUAAAUCGUGGGGCUGCUAUUGUAUAUUGAUAAGGCUCUAAUAGGUACCUUAUAUUCUUAAUCUACCUCUAUCUAUCUACAUACUUGACUGGCAGUCCUAUACAUGGUGGCCCAGACAAAGUACCACACACACACACACACACACACACACACACACACACACACACACACACACACACACACACACACACACACACACACACACACACACACACACACACACACACACACACA